AUGAUCGACCUAUCCCCCAGGAUCAUCGACACAACAGCCGCCAUCGGCGAACUGGUUGAGCUGCUCAUAGACGUUCCCAACAAUCCUCCAUCCAUCUACGUCGACCUAGAAGGCAUCAAUCUCUCUCGCCACGGCUCAAUCUCAAUCAUGCAAAUCUACUUGUUCCCCAGGAAUGAAGUGUACCUCAUUUAUGUCCAUACUCUAGGGCAGGACGCCUUCUCACACCCCUCUACAAGCGGUGCGACGCUCAAAGGAAUACUAGAAGACGAAAGCAUUCAGAAGGCCCUUGUUGAUGCUCGCAACGAUUCCGACGCAUUAUAUGCCCACUUUCGCGUUCACCUCGCAGGCAUCCAGGAUAUCCAGCUCCUUGAGCUCGCAACUCGGAGUGGGUCAAGAAGAUUCAUAAACGGCCUUGCCCGGUGUAUUGAACGUGAUGCAAGCUUGACGCGGUCUGAAGCUAGCGCGUGGAAAAUUAUCAAGGAUAAUGGACGACGGUUGUUUGCGCCCGAACGCGGGGGAUCUUAUGAGGUUUUCAAUUCCCGGCCCUUGUCAGAGACUAUUAUCAAGUACUGUGCUCAGGAUGUUCGGAUCCUCCCCAAGUUGUGGGCGUUCUACAAUGGUAAGUUGGGUGGGAGGCUUAGAGGAAAGCUCGAGGUCGCAACAAGCGAUAGGAUCAAUGUUUGCUUCCAGGCUGAGUAUACGGGUGUUGGGAGGCAUAUGGCUGAGUCUCCUUCGGGCUUGGUGUGA
This is a messenger RNA of Penicillium angulare, 747 nucleotides long. RefSeq lists its product as uncharacterized. Gene Ontology annotation, molecular function: 3'-5' exonuclease activity; nucleic acid binding. The coding region runs from base 1 to 747 and encodes 248 amino acids. Gene Ontology annotation, biological process: nucleobase-containing compound metabolic process. The record is from RefSeq and is a predicted model, not a curated record. NCBI's taxonomy places the organism in Eukaryota, Fungi, Ascomycota, Eurotiomycetes, Eurotiales, Aspergillaceae. The transcript has a single exon.